Messenger RNA from Teleopsis dalmanni, 906 nucleotides. RefSeq lists its product as uncharacterized. Gene Ontology annotation, cellular component: membrane. The record is from RefSeq and is a predicted model, not a curated record. Lineage: Eukaryota; Metazoa; Arthropoda; Insecta; Diptera; Diopsidae.
UCGUUUGCUGCUAAACAUUCAGAGGCUGAUAUUCUUCUUGCUGAUGUAACGAAUAAAUAUUUUUAUUACACUCGCACUCGAGGAUUAUUUCGGAUCUGUUUUCCAAAAGAGAGACCACCAGUUAGUACAGUACCUACAUAUUUAUCACCAAUUGAAACACACUGCUCAAAUAUUGAUUAUUUUCCUGUACUGGAUGACGAUAAACUUUCGAAUGAAGAUGCUACAUCAAGGUUACAUCUAGCUAGAUCUUGUGUUGCUCUAUAUAUUAUAAGUUUCUUAACAUUAUUUUGUGCAUUUUGGACGGGACUUUCUGGAUGCUGGAAAAGGUCAUCUGGAGCAAUUACAGCAACGUCAAUAUUGCUAUUAGCAUCUUGUCUACUUGCGGCUGGUGCAAUGGGCUUAUGGCAUACUGUGGAAUUUUUUGAAAGAGAAAAGGUUGUCGGCGAAGAUUUUUUUCAACAAUGGAAUACGGUUUUAAAAGAUAAUACCAAAAUUGUGUACGAUUGGUCUUAUGCAGUGGCAUGGGCUGGAAUAGCAACAUGUCUUCUCGCUGCUAUUUUACUUUCUGGAGCUGCUGUAUGCCUACGAAAUGAACGUGAAAAAGAAGAGCAAUUAAACUUACAGUACUUGAUGCCAGUUUACUCGCAAAAACAGCCUCCUUAUCCACCAUAUGCUAACUAUGCCCAGCAUCAGAUAUAUCCCGGACCAUAUUAUCAUGGGUCUCAGUAUGGCCCUUAUAAUUAUUAAAUUUCAACAUUUUACUUAAACUGAAUAAACUACAAAAUAACUACUAAAAUAUUUAAGUCAAAGGCAAUAUAACGACAUGUACUAUGUUAGUUUUUAUUGCAAGAAAACAAAGUCUUGAUUUUUUGGUAAUAUGUCGCUCAACCAUACGAUUAUAAUCAU